AUGGAUGAGGGACAGCAGGAUCAGUAUGAGGAGCGUCUGAAGGAAGUCUUCCACAGUUUCGACUCGAGCGGCGUGGGUUCCCUUUGUCCGGAGGAGCUUGCUGACCUGUGUCAGGCUCUGCACUUGGAAGAAGUUGCUCCAGCAUUGCUCAGUACCCUGCUACAGAACCAGGACCAACUCACUGGGCGUGUUGACUUUGACCAGUUUAAGAAUGCACUCAUUCUGGUCUUGUCCAACGCUAGUGAGGAACCUCCGGUUGGAGAGGAGACCUCUGUCCCACCAGACUCUCCAGAAGUGCUUCCCAAGUUUGUGAGGGGCAGCAAACGGUACGGUCGGCGCUCCACUCCAGAGUUCACCGAGACCCUCUCAGACUUCACAGCGGUGCCUACAGGGCCAGAGGGAGAGGAGAACGGCCCUCAGGAGGGCAGUGAUGAUGGAACUGUGCCCAGAAAGCGUGAGCGCUGGAACGCUGACGUGAGCUGUCCUGAGGAAUAUGAAGCUGAGGGUCAGCUGCACCUGUGGAACCCCGAUGAACCUGGCACUCCACGGGGUUCUGUGGUACCCCACUGUGCCCGACUGGAGGAGAGGCUGCAGGAUGCCUGCCGGGAGCUGGCAAUACCUUGGAAUGGCCAAGCUACAGACCAAGAGCUACUGGCACUAUGCCAGCAACUGGGCAUAGAGGUGACCGAGGAUGCAUUUCAGGCUCUGGAUGGAGAUGGAGUUAUGAGUGUUCAGGAGUUUGUGUCUUAUGUCUUGACCCAAAGCAAACCACCCACACCCUCUGCCUCCACACCCUACCGCCAGCUAAAAAGACACCACUCAAUGCAGCCAUUUGAUGAGACGGGUCGUCGGAUAGCCACGCCAUCUGCAAUGACUGGUACGAUUGGUAUGCGUCUGUUCUCCUCGCUGGACGAUGGGACAGGCUAUACCCCAGUGGAGUACGUGCUCGAUGCCUGGAUGGAGGAGGGCAUUGAGAAUAGCCCUGAAAUCCUGAAGGCCUUGGAUUUCAGUCUUGAUGGAAAGGUGAAUUUGAGUGAGCUGACAGCCGCCCUGGAGAAUGAACUGCUCAUCACAAAGAAUGGAAUUCACCAGGCAGCGCUCGCUAGCUUCAAGGCAGAGAUCAGACAUCUGCUGGAGCGUGUGGACUUGGAGCUUAGGGAGAAAGAGAAGAUUCGGUCAGAUCUGGAGAAGACUGAAAAGCUCAAAUCCCAGCUGGCCUCUGAAGUGGAUGACCAUCACUCUGCCAUUGAACGCAUGAAUGACAUUAACCUCAGGAAGCUAGAACAGGACCAUAAGGAGAGGCUGGCAGUAGUAAGGGCUGAGUUGACCAAAGAGAUUGACCUGAUCCAACAGCAGGCCAAUCAACAAAGGGAGGAGCUGGAGGCAGAGAUGAAUAAAGUCAGAGAUGAUGAGACCUUCCUCAGAGAGCAUCUCACCCUAACCAUCAAAGAAAACGGGCGAUUAGAGUCAGAGCUGCUGGAAAGCACAGAGAGAUUAGUGGAAGCAGAAAACCAGGUCAUCAAACUUCAGAAGAACUUGGACAGUAUCCUCAGGGAAAAGUUUGGGGACUUGGAUCCUGGCAGUGCAGAGUUCUUCCUACAGGAGGACCGACUCAGACAGCUACGCAGCCACUAUGAAGAACAGUGCAGGGAGCUUCAGGACCGUAUAGAUGAGCUGCAGGCCCAGCUGGAAGAAUACCACAUCUUGGGCAAAACCCCUCAGACAACUCUUGUCCCCUCUUUGUCUGACGAGCUGGAAAGCAAGAGUCCUGGCAUGGAAUCUGACCAAGGUCUGGGAUUUGAAGAAGGCCAACCCUUCAACAUGAGUUUGGAGGCAGAGAUGAUGUUAGAGCAACUGAAGGAACAGCACUUAAGAGAGUUGGAAAGUGUUCGGACUGAGCUGACCAACAAGGUAAGAUGUUCCGUCAGUGAGUACCACCACAGACUGGAGGAGCAGAGAACUGCCAGUGAAGAACAGAGGAGUCAGCUCUCUCAGCAGCACCAGAAGGAGAUGCAGAUGCUUAGAGAGGAGGUGACAGCUGCCCUUGAACAAGCUCAUAAUUUCCAGACUCAGCUCACACAAGUGGAGCAAGAACAAGAUAAGCUGGACAGGAGCCAAGCCGAGGAACUUUCAGAGCUCCAGAAACGCCAUGAGGAGGAGAUUAAUCUGCUUCGACAGGAGUCAAAGAGUCGUACUGAGGAGCUAGAGGAGCAGUUGAGAGUCUUGGAGGAGCAACUGUCUGAAGCAGAGAAGAGCUUUGUACAGGAGCGAGAAGAACUGGACCAACAUCGAGCAGAGCAACUCAGACAAAUGGAACUUCAUCACCAGGAGGUUCUGCAUGCAAAGUUAGAGGAGGAGAGACAGAGGAUGAUACAAGAAAGAGAAGAUGCACAGAAAACGCUCAUAGAGGAGUGGGAGAGGGAGCGGCAACAGCUUCAAAAGGGCCAUGAAGAGGAGCUCAGGGUCAGGCUUGAGGAAGAAAAAUGCAGAGCUGAAGAGGAACAGUCAGAACUGGAGAGAGGGCUUACAGAAGAGUGGGAGAAGGAGAGAGCCCAGUCAGAGGAGAAGAAUACCGAAACACUGCAGGCAGUGCUAGAGGAGGAACUCCUCAGACUUCAGAAGGAACAGCAAGAGAGAGAGAUGAGGCUGACUGAACAAUGGGAGCAAGAGAAGACUGAGUUACAGGAGAAGCAUGAGGCAGACCUCCAGAACAGUCUGGCCAUGGAGAGGGAGAAGAUGAAAGUGCUCGAGGAGGAGAUGGAAAGGAGGUUCAUGGAGAUUUGUGAGAAGGAGAAGAGCAAGCUAGAAGAACAGCAUGAGAGAACACUCUCGGCCAGGCUGGAGGAAGAGAGAGAGAGACUUGACAAGGAGAAAGAGGAGAUGAAGAGAGGGUUGCAGGAGGUCCUAGACGAGGAAAAGACCAGACUGGAAGAGUCUCACCGGGAGGCCAUUCAGGAGCUCAGUGCCAAGCACAGUGAGGAGAGGGAGAGGCUCAGCAGUCUUCUGGAGAAAUUACGUGGGGACAUUGCAGAGGAGAGGGUAGAACUGGAGAGUCACUUCUCCCAAAGAAUCAAAGAGGUUGAGGCUCGGUUCUCAGGUGAUCAGGAAGCGGUGUCCAAGCGCUUCCAGACUGAUGUGUCCAACUUGGAGCAACACUAUCAGACUGAGCUGCAGGCACUCUCAGAGCGCCACUCUGAGGACAGGGCCAAGUGGGAAGCAGAAAUGGAGGCUGUAAUUCAAGAGGCUGAGGAGCAGAGGAAGUUGCUCCAGGAGGCAGUGCGACUGGACAAGGAAUCCAUGUACCAGGAGCUGGCCAGCGAGCGUAAGCAGCUGGAGCUGGGCCACAAAGAGGAAAUGGAAGCACUCAGAACCAAAAAUCAAGAGCUCCAAAAUGAGCUCGAGAACUAUAUCAGUUCAGCUCAGAUCAGAGAGAUUGAGCUCAGCCGACAGCUGAACGAACUUCACAACAGGCUGCAAGAAAACCUGGAUGCCAAAGACGAGCUUCUGGCCCAAUCCGAAAGGAGGGUCACACAGCUUGAGCAACUCCUGCGGCAGACAGCGGAGGACUUUGCUGAGGAGAGAGCAAAACUACAGAGUUGCAUAUUUAAUCUGGAAGCCCAACAUAGCGAGACCCUGGAGGUGACUGAGAAGCACUUGAUAGAGAGAGAAGAGCUUCUUGCAGACCGAGAAGAGCUGACAGAGAAGGUUAAAGAGGUCGAGCAACUCUUGAGACAAGCUGCGGAGGAUUUUGACUGCGAACGGCGGGAGCUGCUUGGCAACCUGACGGAGCUGAAGGAGAGCCUCUCCCUUUAUAAGAUGAGAGAAGAGGAGCGAGCAGAGCUGUUGGCAGAGCGGAGCCAGCUGAUUAUCAGGGUUCAGAGAAUGGAGGCGGAGCUCACUGAACUGACUAGGAAUUUGGCUAAGAAUGAGGUAACUGAUGAAGAGACUGUAAAAUUUGAAUCUCUCCCAGCAGAACUGAACAGAGGUAUUGAUGAUCUUUCAAAUAUCACUUUUGUGGUUGAUCUAUAUGGGGAUGAAGUGGUUCGGGAGUCCGAGAAUUUUGGUGUUUCAACCAAAGAGCCACCAUCAGCAAAGGCUGAAGAAGUAUGUUAUGACUUUGAUAAAGCUUUCCUUGAAACUGAAUUGCCGAAGUCAGACAGAAAUACUGAGCAAACUGAAGAUGAAGAAACUGGCAGUGUAGGGGGGCUCAACAUCAGCGUUCCAGAAAAUGAUGUCAUGGGCGAUACCAACGUUUUCUGUGUUCAAUCUAAUGAAGGUACAGAAGAUACAGUCUUUGCAGAAGUUGAAAGCAACUCAACAGAGAACAAAAGAGAGCUGGAGAUCAGCAGUGCAUUGAUUGAAAAUGGUGCACCAGGUGUUGAUAAUACAGUAAUCGAUUAUACAUCAGAGGCCAUUCAUAGUGCGUUUCAAGACAAUGUGGUUAUUCCAGGCCAUGAAGAUACGGAUGACAUAGAUGUUGACAUCUUAGGUGGCACAAGUCACAAGGACAUUGAAAACCUUGUUAAAUCUGCAGAUUUCAGUAAAAUGAGACUUGGUGUCAGUGCAACAGUUGACAAUGCAAACAGUGCUAAGACUGAUAAUGAUGAAGAAAUGCUAGAUGGAGAACUUGAUAAGGGAUCCAAACAGCAUAGUUCUACAAAAGAUGGGAAAAAUGAACUCUGCAUUAACCCAAAUGUUAUCACUGAGGAAGACAACAGGUCAGACGUGUCCAGUGCAAGUUUGGUAGAUAUAAAUGUGAGUGCAGAAAUGGAUGAGGAGGAGCUUUGGCACAAUGCAGUGUUUGACACCAUUGUGAAAAUGAUCAGUUUAGAGGAAGCCAAUAGGCAAGAAAUCCCUGAUGACACAAAUGGAGUGAUUUCUAAUGGAAAUACAAUCUAUAAUAGUAAAGUUGAGUGUGAUGUAGAAAUGGUACAUGUAGAGCUUACUGACAGCGCUGAGGUAACUGAUAAUAUUUUCACUUCAUCCUGCUCAGUUCUCAUUGAUAAUGCAGACAGAGACAACAGGAAGGAAAAUUAUGUUGCAGAGGGCAACAGUGUUGAAGUCUAUCACAAUACAGAGGAUAAAAAUGCUAAAAGUAGCAAUGCAGGAGAGGAUGACAAUAGAGAUUGUAGCAUAGUUGAGUUCAACGGUACAGUGACUGGCUGUACAGAACCUGUCAGCAGACUCAACAACUUGUCUGAAAUCAGGAAUGUCACUGUAGACAAAAGUUUAGGGACUGUUAAUACAGAGGUUCACAAUAGCACAGAGGAUAGUGCUAAUAUCAGACAUGCAACCAAGGAAGAGUCUAAGAAUUCAGAAUCUGCUGAUGGUGCAGUGGCCAUCAUUAGCGAUGAGGGUGAAUCCUCUUGCCAUCAAGAGGAUGUGCAAGAUUAUAAAACAGACAAAGCUGAGAGUAGACCCCCUAACACUGGAUUUCAAGAGAGAGGUUCUCAUGUGUCCUCUGUGCUUGGGAGUGAUGAGGAGGUUUUCCAGGAGAGAGAUGCCUGUAUCAGAGAGAUACUGGAACUGCAGGAGAGAGUACUUCAGGUCCAGGACCAAACUGGUCUGUUACCCGAGUUAUCAAAGCAGUACAAUACAGCCACAGAUCACACAGUCACCCUUCGCCAGCACAUUUGUCAGCUUCAACAAAAAACUGAUGAACUUGAGGCCCUUUUAGAAGUUAACAGACAGAAGAUCAUCAUCAGCCAGCAUGCCUUGGAGGAGAACACUGACCUCAAGGCCAAGCUCCUAGCAGUAGCUGAAAAUGCCAAAGAUCUGGAGAUACAGGCUCUGAGGUUUGCUGACCUUAAGGUGAGGUAUGACGACUGCGUCUCGGAGAAUUUUAGGUUGGGGGAGCAGAACGGAAAGCUGGAGAAGAGAGUCCAAGUCCUGGAAAGCAAAAUGUACAUCAUGCAAGAUGUCCACAGCCAACAAAGUGCACUGCUGGAUGAGAUAGCCAGGAUGCGCGUUGAAAGCUCCAAACUGAGUAAGACUGUGCGAGCGCUUAAGAAGCAAGACGAGAUGUCUCUGUCCCCGCAGCAAGAGGUUGAGUCAUCAGAAUCUUCCUCAGAGGACACCUUCCUAGAUCUGAAUUCCCAACUUGAGGCUAAAAUACAGGCUGUGUCAGACCUGGAGGAAUGCUGCACGGAAUUCGAGAGGCAAAAUGCUAAGCUACGUAGGGCGCUCGCUGAUCUGCAGGUGAAAUCGUUGAGAAUCCAUGAAAGGAUGCAGGCUCAUAGGAGUGAGGCUGGUCGUCUGACUGAGGAAAAUGUCAUUCUGAGAAAGAAGAUUUCUGCACUGAAAGAAGGGGAGCUCCGGGAAACCCAGGAAGAAAUGCUCCAGAAACUAGAGCAGUUCAGGAAGGAGAAAACUGGUAAUCAAAAGAAGGCAGAGGGCCUUAAGCGACAGAUUUCUGAAGUGCAUCAUCAUGGGCAACAGCUGGCAGAUGAGAACAUUAUCCUGUCACAGCAGAAUGUGGAGAAUGCAGCUAUCAUGGAAGGGCUGAGCCUACAGUUAGGGGAGGUUAUCCAACAGACAGACAGAAGACGAGGGUUGCACCACCAUGACGACAGCUCAGCAGAUGAGAGGGAUGAGCUGUCCAAUGGGGAGGAUUUCACCACUGCCGUAUCCAGAACAGACAAACUUAAAAUGGAGAAGGACAUGUUAAGAGAGGAGUUGAACCGCUGCGUUGAAAAGAUUGCUAAACUAGGCGCUGUGGAGUGUCAACUGGCCCAGCUCAUGCAUGAGAAGCAGGUGAUAGAGAAACACAACCAAGGCCUUCACGCACAGCUCUCCAGAGCUCAGGAGAAGGUACAGGCACUAGAGAGCACACUACAGUCCAUCACCGUCCAGAAUGCUCGCCUCAAAUCCGACCUGCGUGUCACGCAACAGGAGAAGGAAGUCCUCAAGCAGGAAGUGAUGUCGCUGCACAAACAAAUGCAGGAUGCAAAUGAUAAGAAUCAGGUGCUGGAGAUGGCCUUGCACUCAAGCAGCUAUCAGAAACAGCAGAAGAAGCAGUUUAUAGACAAGCUAUCUCAGCUGCUGGACAAAGAGCAGCACUUACUCAGGGAGAACGAGAGGCUUCAGAGAGAGAUUAACAACACGCAGGUCGACCUUCAGCACGCGAGGGACAAGGUUCAGCAGCUGGAGUUGACUGUGCUGUCUCUGAAGCAGCAGCAGAAGCAGCAGGGUCAAGCCUGCCUCGUGAAGGCCGCAGAGCAAGAGAAGGCUGUGCUGAAACGAGAGCUGGACACCGUGAAAAAAGAGCUGCUCUCCACCAAGAGCAAGAUGUGUGACAGCAGCGAGGCUCAGAGGGAGAUUGAAUGUCUUCGCCGGGAGAACGAGACGCUAAAGGUCAAACAGGCACGACUUGAGGCCCAACUCAUAGAGGCUGUGCAGCUGGGUGGGAUGCUGCCUCAAUCUCCGGUCCGUUUACCAGGGGAUCAAAGGGGGCAGCACCGUGGUGAUGAACUCAGGCCAGACUUUAACAUGCAGGAUGAACGAGAGAUGGUGAUGCUUAAGAUGGAGGAGAGAAUGAGGGAGGUGGAGCUUAUGCUACGUAAUGUCAAGAUGCUACUUCAGGAGAAAGUGUCCCAGCUGAAAGAACAGCUGCUUAAGAAUAGCAAGGCAGAUGUGAUGAUAAAGGAUCUGUAUGUGGAGAACGCUCAGUUGCUCAAAGCCCUUGAGUUGACAGAGCAGCGACAAAAGGUGGCUGAGAAAAAGAACUACCUGCUGGAGGAGAAAAUCUCUAGUCUCAACAAGAUCGUCCGUGACCUCAGCCCCCCGCCGCUCACUGGGGUGCCGUACCACUUCACCCGCUCCUGA
Molecule: messenger RNA, 7824 nt
Organism: Chanos chanos (milkfish)
Lineage: Eukaryota; Metazoa; Chordata; Actinopteri; Gonorynchiformes; Chanidae
Gene: nin
Product: ninein (GSK3B interacting protein)
Exons: 28
Coding region: 1-7824 (2607 amino acids)
Biological process (GO): centrosome-templated microtubule nucleation; microtubule anchoring at centrosome; centrosome localization
Cellular component (GO): ciliary transition fiber; mitotic spindle pole; pericentriolar material
Molecular function (GO): calcium ion binding
Source: RefSeq, a predicted model, not a curated record